This is a messenger RNA of Protobothrops mucrosquamatus (brown spotted pit viper), 1538 nucleotides long. It is a transcript of the gene RRP9, whose product is annotated as ribosomal RNA processing 9, U3 small nucleolar RNA binding protein. Lineage: Eukaryota; Metazoa; Chordata; Lepidosauria; Squamata; Viperidae. Gene Ontology annotation, cellular component: small-subunit processome. The record is from RefSeq and is a predicted model, not a curated record. The transcript is spliced from 15 exons. Bases 29 to 1459 code for a protein of 476 amino acids. Gene Ontology annotation, molecular function: snoRNA binding; protein binding.
AAGUAUUUGCCGGAGUAGCUGAAGUAGCAUGGCGGCCCCCGGUCCGAAAAAAAGACAGCAAAGGCAGCGCGGCGCUUCCGCUUCGGCCGCGGCGGGACCCUUUUUUACUUCCCAGGUCCCUGCUGGCGAAGAAAGAGCUUGGCAGAAAGCUGGCUCCAAGUUGAAUGAAGAGAUCUCUAGUGAUUCUGAACCAGAUGUUCCAGCAAAUAAAAAUGAAGCAGAAGAAGAAAUUGAGGAGACACCACAAGAGAAGAAACUGAGAUUAGCGAAACUAUAUUUGGAGCAGCUUCGCCAACAAGAAGAAGAAAAGGCUGAACAAGAGGCUUUUGAGAAAGAUCUGGUUGCUGGCCGAUUAAAGGAAGAUGUGCUUGAACAGAAAGGAAAAUUGCAGCGACAAAUUGCCAGCAGUUUGCUGCCUCCAGACAUAUCUGACAUCAAGAUACUACGAGGUCACCAGUUGCCCAUCACCUGCCUAGUCAUUUCACCAGAUGACAAAUAUAUUUUCUCUGCAUCCAAAGACUGUUCGAUCAUCAAAUGGGAUGUUGAGAGUGGAAAGAAGCUCCAUGUGAUACGUGGAGGAAAAAAGGGGGCAGAGGGCAGCCAUGUUGGACAUACCGCACAUAUCAUUUCAAUGGCUGUCUCGUCGGAUGGCAAAUUCCUGGCCACAGGUGACAGGAACAAACUCAUCAUGAUCUGGGAAGCUGCAACCUGCAAACACCUCUAUAAGUUCACAGGCCAUCGUGAUACUGUAUCGGGCCUUUCUUUCCGCAAGGGCACUCACCAUCUGUACAGUGCCUCCCAUGACCGCUCAGUCAAAGUGUGGAACGUGGCAGAGAAUGCAUAUGUUGAAACCUUGUUUGGUCAUCAGGAUGUGAUCACGGGCCUGGAUAGUUUGAGCCGGGAGUGCUGUGUCACAUCAGGAGGGAGAGAUGGCACUGUCAGAAUCUGGAAAAUCCCUGAGGAAGCCCAACUUGUAUUUUAUGGACAUCAGGGUUCAAUUGACUGCAUCCAGCUCAUCAAUGAAGAGCACAUGGUGUCUGGUGCAGAUGAUGGGUCAGUUGCCCUCUGGGGUCUCUCCAAAAAGAAACCGCUAGCAGUAGUGAAGCAAGCCCACGGUUUUCAUGGCACACGGGGCCUGGAACAGCCAUUUUGGAUAUCUUCGGUUGCUGCUUUACUGAACAGUGACCUCGUAGCAACAGGUUCCCACAGUGCCAGUGUGAAGUUGUGGAAGUGUGGAGAAGGAUUUCGGAAGUUGGAGCGCCUCUUUGAGAUUCCCUUGAUUGGUUUUGUUAAUGGCUUGAAAUUUGCCAAUUCUGGAAACUUCCUAGUUGCUGGAGUCGGGCAGGAACACAGGUUGGGUCGUUGGUGGAGGAUUAAAGAGGCCAAGAAUAGUAUCUGCAUUAUCCCACUCAAGAAGACCACAGCAGGCAAUUCACAGAAAUCGUCUGAAGGCUCCUAAUGCUUUCUUUCUGCAAAUCAUGCUCACAUUUCAUGUAUUAUCCUAUACAUUAAAGCUAUCUUUUGUGUUUCUCACAGAA